AUGCCUGAGGUGGGCGGGGGUAAGGAUGAGGUCGUCAACAACGCAGUGGCCGCCGUAGCAGCUCAACUUCAGAAGGUGUUCCGGAUCGAGGAGCUGAGAGCGGACUUCGAGGCUCGCAUCACUUCCCUCGAAAAGAGACUUGAAAACAGCAAGCGAGUGAUCGAGAUAGAAAAGUUCAAAUAUGAGAUCGCUGACAUACGAGACGCUUUCCUCACUCACCAGAAGACAAGACACGUCGAUUUUACCAGACUAAGGCCGGCCGUGACGCUGCCAGCCACCUUCUUCUCUCCAGGCACAGUGAGGGAACACGUCAUCACCUUACAACGAGAGCCUCCUCCCUUCACCAAGUACAACCUGACGAAGGAGACAGUGGAGAACCUUAAGCUUCCCUCCUUCGACGUAUGGCAGUGGGAACCUAAUGAGAUGUUGACGUUGCUCGAACACAUGUACCGGGAUUUAGGUCUGAUGGAAGAGUUCUGCAUUAACCCUCCCACACUACGGAACUUUCUAGUGAGUGUACAGGAGAAUUAUCGCAACAAUCCCUUCCACAACUUUCGUCACUGCUUCUGCGUUACCCAGAUGAUGUACGGCAUCAUUCAUCUGUGUCGCCUACAGGAGAAACUAUCAAGGAAGGCCAUAGGGGUUCUCAUCACCGCCUGUGUUUGUCACGACCUUGAUCACCCGGGGUAUAAUAACUGGUAUCAGAUCAACGCGAGGACAGAGCUGGCGGUGAGGUACAAUGACGCCUCACCCCUGGAGAAUCACCACUGCGCUGUAGGCUUCAGGGUCUUGGCCAACCCAGAGUGUAACAUCUUCAGCAGCGUCCCCGAGCAAGUGUAUAAGGAGAUCAGGGCGGACAUCAUCAUUUUGAUAUUAGCUACGGAUAUGGCCCGUCACUCAGAUAUCGUCGACGACUUUAAGAAGAAACUCGAGGUGUUUGACUACAAGAACAACGACCACCUUAAUGUACUCAAGAUGAUCCUCAUUAAGGCUUGUGAUAUCUCCAACGAGGUGAGGCCAUCAAAAGUUGCAGAGCCUUGGGUUGACUGCCUUCUGGAGGAGUAUUUCAACCAGGCGGAGACGGAGAAGCAGGAGGGGUUACCAGUAGCGCCCUUCAUGGACAGAGACAAGGUGACCAAGGCCUCAGCUCAGAUAGGCUUCAUCAAGUUCGUCCUCAUCCCACUGUUUGAGAGCAUCAGCCAGCUCUUCCCCCAGGCGGAGGAGGUGUUGGUAGUGCCGCUCCGACAUGCCCGAGAACACUACGAACAGCUGAAGGAGGCGGAGGAAGAUAUGCGCAGGUUGGCACAAAGCAAGUCCCUCGCCUAGCCCCAGAAUGUUUCGAGGGCUGAUCUGCUCCGCUCCAGGUCGCCCGGUGAUAGACAUUCUGACGAGUUUUAUCGUCACCGGAGCAGCAUCCAACAGUGGGCAUCACGCCCUAUGAUCCUGUGACCCCCCUACCUUGAUUGCCUUUCACGCCCGUCUCUCUUGUCUGCCUGUCUCUCUUCUCUCAUAGGGGAUGUUGACCCUCACCCUCGGCUUGUUAGGUAUGCCAAGUUGUGACCUCCAAUUUAGGUUCAUCUUGACUGUGACCUCCAAUGGUGUCUCUCUACUAGGUCAGAGAGGCAGUGACCUUUAUUUUACGGUCAAUUUAGUGUCAUUACAACUCCUGUAUCUCCUAAACCCAACCGAAGUUCGGCACAAAGUUUCAAACAUUGAUAAUGAUGGUCAUAACUAAUAUUAGUAUCAUACGAUUAUAUAUUGUAUUAAAUAUAUACAAAUGUAACUUUGUUAACUCCACGAGGUAUUCCGUAGUGUCUUUAACUAAGUUUUAUUGUGGAAGGAAGCUCUCCUGAUUUUUAGGCGGGAACUGAGUGGAUACAUGAGGCUACUUUACGUAAUGCUAUGAAACAUUUUAUGUAUAUCGAUUUAGAUUAUAUAUGUAUUUACUAUUAGAUCUAUUAAUAGGGGUUAAUUCGUAGAAUUGAAUACAUGCUAAGUAGGAAUAUUGAGCUAAAGAAUCUUCUUUAGCAAAGCCAAGAAUGUAGAAGAGCUGAAAAAGUCUUUGAGGCGGAGUGCUUGCCCCACUAGGGGUCGCAGUUUAAGACUGGGGAAGCUAAGCGUUCAGAAACCUGCCAGGGCAAACUUUUUCGGAGUGAGAGUUAUGAACUCUUAGAACAAUCUGCCAGAAAGUGUUGUGACGGCACGGAGUGUGAGCUCAUUCAAGACCAGACUUGACAAACACUGGCGCAGGUACAGAUACAUUCUGGAGCCAGCACUUGCCAACUACAGGUAGGUGUAACAGUGAAGUGAUCGACCGCCCAAGCUGUUAACGAGCUGAUCAGUGGCGAAGAUGAUAAAGUUUAGGAUAAGAACGAUAUAUAAUUUUUAAUAUAUCACGAACUAUUUAUUUUUCAUGCAACACGAACUAACCAAAGCUUUUCUAACCCAACCAAAGCUAUCCUAA
Messenger RNA from Homarus americanus (American lobster), 2464 nucleotides. RefSeq names its product high affinity cGMP-specific 3',5'-cyclic phosphodiesterase 9A-like. The transcript has 12 exons. The record is from RefSeq and is a predicted model, not a curated record. Lineage: Eukaryota; Metazoa; Arthropoda; Malacostraca; Decapoda; Nephropidae. Gene Ontology annotation, biological process: cGMP catabolic process. Gene Ontology annotation, molecular function: 3',5'-cyclic-GMP phosphodiesterase activity. Bases 1 to 1326 code for a protein of 441 amino acids.